GUUCUCUAACUAAUGUCAGCUCAUAAUGAAAUCCUCCAACGUAUUUUAAUUUCUUUCAUUAUGUUUUAUACCAGCUUUACUUUUUUUCUGUUCUAUGUAUCUAUUGUAUUGUAUUGUAUUUAUGAUGAUGAUGAUGAUGAUUGUGUGUACUUCAGAGUAUGUUGGGAAAUGCAAGUUAUCCUGUGAAGGAAACAGCUAUUUGCAAAGGCGAAAUUCCCCACGAAUAGUCCGUGUUUUUUUCAAUGAAUACCUUCGUGUUGAAGUGAGAAUGGAGACCACAGUAAUAUUCGUGUUUGUUUGUUUUUCAGUUUUUAUUUUUUUUGUUGUUGUUGCUUUUUUUUGUGAGAGUUUUCUUUUGUAUAUAUAUGUGUGUGUGUUUGUUAUUCGUGAUAUUACAUACGAAAUGGAAACUACUUAGCUUGAUGUAAGGCAAGCCUGCCGCCGUCACCACCACCACCACCACUGGACUAGCACUAGCAAGAGGAGUAUGAGGAGGAGGAGGAGGACUUGUUGAGGACUAUCCUCUGUCUACAAGAUUUCCAAGCAAUAACGAUAAACUUACUUACUUUACUUCGGCUAUCUCCUACGGGAGGAUGAGCCGGCUUCAUGAACAUCUCGAAUCAUCCCUGCCCAGGUGCGGCGAUCUGAUGCAAGCAAGGUUUUGCCACGACAGGGUUAUCCAAUUCUUGUUCCACAGACGGAGUCCGUAGACGGUUUGUAGCCCCAGCCCAGUCACUCCAAUAUCAGCCUUGACUGACUGUGUACCAAGCCAUGUGUUUUCAGCUGUCCACCCGUGCGACAUCGCCAAGA
This is a messenger RNA of Trichobilharzia regenti, 810 nucleotides long. Lineage: Eukaryota; Metazoa; Platyhelminthes; Trematoda; Strigeidida; Schistosomatidae. The record is from the annotation of a GenBank genome assembly.